Messenger RNA from Naegleria lovaniensis, 453 nucleotides. RefSeq lists its product as uncharacterized. The transcript has a single exon. Lineage: Eukaryota; Heterolobosea; Eutetramitea; Acrasida; Naegleriidae. The record is from RefSeq and is a predicted model, not a curated record. The coding region runs from base 1 to 453 and encodes 150 amino acids.
AUGAGCGACAACGAAAUGGAAACCACAACAACAAGCGAACAACAAAUUAGACUUCCUUUGCUGCCCUUUGCUCAACCUCUUGUUACAUCCGAGAAGGACGUGAGCAAACUUUUCAAAGUAAUCUCUAAAGCUGUACAAUCAAAGGAGAAGAAUGUUUUGCAUAGAGGAAUAAAGAAUGUGAACCGAGCCAUCAGAAAGAAAACAAAAGGAUUUGUUGUGCUAGCCGGAGACAGCUAUCCAAUGGACAUCAUUUCUCACUUCCCAGAGCUCAUCAAAGCCACCGAAGGAGUGGAAUUUGUUUUUGUGGAAUCAAAAGUUGAAUUGGGAAAGGCUACUCUCACAAAGAGACCUGCGUGUGCCAUCAUGGUUGCCGAGCCACCAAAAGAAAGCAAAUUACAUAAAUAUUACAAGAAGGCAAACAAGGUUGUGUCGAGUGCUCAACAACAAGAAUAA